CUCUUCGGUCUAGGGAGAUAAGUUAUGCACUAUAUAAACAAGAAUUCUCAAAAUUGAAAAGAAAAUAAUCAAGUUAAUAUCGGAUAUGAUAAUUAAUUUCUAAAAAAAAAAUGUUUGGAAAGAAAAAGUCAAAAGAUGUUGGAAGGGAACCAGGAAAGCGCAAAGGAACUGAAUUAAUGAAUCAGGUUUGUUAUUUUGACACUACUUAAAUUUUUAAAAUUUAAUGAAUAGUAUAGUUUAGUAUAGCCUAGGCCUAGCCUACCAAGUCUAGGUAAUUAAAUAUAUAAAUAAAUACACGAGUCAUUGAGUCAUAGUACAUGAUUCGUAAAUAUAUUAACUAUAUUAUAUUAUUAUAUGAUAUUCAAUCAUACUACUUAAUCAUAAUAGUCAUAUAGUCUAUAGUUCCCUGACCCUUUCCUUUUUCCUUUCUUUUUAAAAUAAUAAUAAUAUCUUUAGACUUUAGUUUGUAGUUUAUUAUUCUAUAAUUUAAGUUAUUAAUUGAGAUUCUAGCUGAUUCAGAUUUAGCGGCCCGUGACGACUUUUUAGUGUUUGUUUUUGGAUUCACUCCCCUUAUUUUUUUGUGUCGACAUCAAUGUGUGACAAGGGGAGAGGGAUGUGUUUAAGCAAUGAUAGCAAUGUGACAUGACUUUAAAAAUGGAACAUUACUGUAACUGUAAAAAAUUGCAUGUAAUUACAAUGUAAUUUAAUUACAAUAACACUUAAUAUACAGAAAUUUUUUAAGUUUAUUCUUUUAUACCACAAUUAUAAUUAUUUUAUUUUGAAACCACAAUCCCUGAUACUGAGAGAAUCAUUACAGAUAUGUGAGUGUGAGGUCUGAAAAAUGGCCUCUGAUCAAGUUACAUGCCGCCACAGAGGAAAAUCGGGAUGUAUUGACAUUGACAUUGACAUUAUCUAACUAACUUUCUAUAUUGUACUAAAAUUUUUAGAAUGAUAAUUAUUCACUAUUUAGUUAUUGUCACAUUAUUAAUUUUUCUAACUAACUUUCAAGAAACAAGAAAAAUAUUACCAAUACAAUUACAAAUAAUGUGCAAACAAAAUUCACCAGAAAAAAUAUUUACUGCUGCUAAUCAAAAUGCAUAAAAACUGAUUUUUUUUAACACAGCAACAACUAGUAAUGGUAGCAAAUACAAUUUUCUGGGUCUUCGGCACCUCAGUGGGUACUAUGAGCCCUGUUUAAGAACCACGGUUCUAGGGAAAUAUUUUUGACACACGGGCAGUAAUUUGAUAUCCAUUGGAGGUGAAAUUUUUAAGGAUUUAUAUAGAAUGGUAAUGGACAGAGGGAUUUUUAUAAGGGGGUUGCAGAGGUUUGUGACAUUAUAUUUGAGGUUUGGGAUGUAACUUUUUGUGAUGCUUUGUGACGAUUGGGGGGAGUGGUCGAAAAUUGGCCAAAUUUGCGUGAUGUCAUUCGUGGAUGGUCCCUAUAGUCAGUUUAGGCCUACUGGCCCAUUACUCAUGAUCAUGAAUUUGAUUUGAACGUUUGGACUAGGUCUGACUGAGACUUACUCCUACUCCUAAUGUUAAUUGUCUAAUACUAACGGUAUUAGUGACUCAGAAUCACAUUCAUUUUAUUUUUAACCAAAACAAGGCAAAAGACAUCAAAAUAUUUUUCAUGGAUGGAUGGUCUGGUUACAUUUAAAUUUCUGAGAAGUGAGAAAAGUGUAAAUGUUAAAACACAUUGACAACAUUGAUUGGCCCACACAAAAAGAAAAAAAAAUAAGUUGAUUAUUAUGCUCCCAAAAUUAAAAGUAUUAUUAAACUACGCCUUGCAAAGUUAUUUAUUAUCUUUAUUUUAAGCAAAGCCAAAAUUGUAAUUAUCUGAAAAUAAAUUUUUCACUGUAACUGUUAAAUUGUAUAAUAUGGGCCUUUAUUAACUAUAUUAGAUAAUUCUUUUUCUUAGGUCUACUAGUUUUCAAGUUUUGUGGUAAUUUCUUGUGUACAUUGUUGUUUUACAAAGGGGCCUCCAUUAGGCUUAAUGUCAUUUAUAUAGAAAUGUUUAACCCAUGGGACUAUUUAACAAAGCCCUCAAUAUAAUGGACCAUUAUUUAUAAAAAAUAUUUAAAAUUGGGCCCCUAUUAUGGUUGAGGAGUUUAGGCAUAGGUCAGGCCCACUAUUGUAUGCUAUAUAUGAUACAGGGCCGUGUCAUGGAAAAGUGGAGCCCACUAAAAAGACUGAAAGCUACCACCCCCCCCCCCCACCGAAGUUUCAUUAUUAAAUCAAAUAUAAUAACGGCAUAAUAUAUUUUUUUGUGUUGUUUAAUAGGUUGAGGAGUUUAGGCAUAGGUCAGGCCCACUAUUGUAAGCUAUAUAAGAUACAGGGCCUGGUCAUGGAAAAGUGGAGCCCACUAAAAAGACUGAAAGCUACCACCCCCCCCCCCCAACGAAGUUUCAUUAUUAAAUCAAAUAUAAUAAAGGCAUAAUAUAUUUUUUUGUGUUGUUUAAUGUAUAUUUGACCAGCUGUCACAUAGGCCUACAUUGAAAAGUUAUUUACCUUCAUCUCUACGCCUUCAAAAUAAAAUAUUUCACUAAUGCCAUCUUUCUGGCACUAUUCUUAAAAGUGAAGGCCUGCUCUUUUCCACUUACCUCCUUUAUUUAUUCUCCCCAUAUUUCUAUUCAACUGUUUCUGAGUAGAAUAUAUAGAAUUAAGUCAAUUUGUUCAAAGUUUUAAUGUCUGAUAAUGCUAAAUAGUAGUAUACUACUAUUGAAUGGCAAAAUACAAUUAUGCUAAGAGUUUAUAUUCCUAAAAUCCUUUCUAUUUGUUUCACUGGGUCAUAAAUGCUGCCCCUCAAUAUAUAGAAAAAUGCCACCUUGGGCGGCCAAAUAAAAAGACGAUUUUUUCGCCCCUUGUCUUUGUGAAGUACAUGGGAUUUAAUAGUUAAAUUCACUAUUAACUUCCUAUCUAAAGGGGUUUUGGUGCCCCUUGAUGUUGGCAUCCUUGGUGUGUGCCCUUUUACACCCCCCCCACCCCAAAAAAAAAAAUUUGCAAGGCUAUGAUAGGCAUUUAGUUUAAAUAUCAAAGAAUUAUUUUUAUUCGAGAAAUUUUUUUAUUUUAAGAUCAUUAAAGUUAUAGGUAUAGUGAUCACCAAUUUAUUACAAAACAACACUUUAAACCUAUUUACUAUAUACAUUGUUCUUAUUACUAUUGUUCAGCACUGCAACUUUAUUCUAACUUUCUAUGAAUAGGUUUAUUAUGGAGCCCGUCCACCAUUUUACUUAAUUACUGUAUAUAGGUAUUUCGGUAAGAUCCGGGAAGUGCCGAAAACCGGGUAUCGUGAUUUCGUUGUCAAAAUGGCGACCUCCACUUUUUAAUUUACCGAGAGUCACGUUGUUUACGACUUUUUAACUAUAUAUAGCCCAGCAUGUUAAUUCUAUUUCCGCCCACAACUUAUAGUAGACAUGUUGUGUUAUGAUUAGACACUUGAGUCCCCCAAAAAAUUUUGGGGCUUCACUUUGAAAAUUGAAGGUAAAAUAACGCAAUUUUUACUCAUUCAUAUUUUUUUUGUGGAAAAGAACCUUUCAUAGAAUUUCAAGGACUUUAUAAAUAAUGGCAUUAACUACAACAUAUCCAAGACCUGUUAAUUUAGGACCAUCAGUUUGGUCAGAAAUUUCAUGGGAAAUUUUAGUCACGUGUGUCCCAAAAUUACCUAUUAUCGUUAAUAUUCGUUGCUAUGGUAAAUAACCUGAUUUACUCUGGAAAUCCAGACUAUUACCCCCUAAUAACUUAUUUAGAAAUAAAAAUAAAAUAAUUAAUAAAACAAACACAUAUUUUUAAUAUGAUUUGAUGCUUUUAUUGAGGGAUAUUAGGUUAAAAAAGCCUAAUUAAUUACAAUUAAUAGUUAACUAUUAGUUUUAUAUACUGUUGUUAUAUGUAUACUAUUAACUAUAUAUAUACAUAUAAUAUAUAUACAUAUAUAAUUAUACAUAUGUGUGUAUGUAUAUAUAGAGGCCUAGAAUAGUAUUACUAUUAUAAGUGUAGGCCUAUCCACCUCCCCCCACCCCCCCAUAGUUAUUUGUAGGACCCAUUAUUCAUUUAAUCACAUAUCACACUAUUCCAAAAGAGAAUUAUUAUAUAAUCCUCAGUAUUCUGAAAGAAAAAAACACACUUUCUACCACAAAAAUCCAAGAAUUACAUGAGAUAUUACUAAAAUUUAAUAAUAAAACAUUGUAAUUACCUCAAGCAAAUAACUAGAACUUAUUUAAAAUUCUAUCAACAGCUAAAGUUGAUUCUAAUAAUAAAUGUUGAUCUGUGAAACAACUGUACUAACUUAAAAUAAAUGACAUACUAUUUUUUGUCAUAUUCACACAUUCAUAUGGUAUGGGACUAAAAUACAUUAUAUAGAAAAUGGUAAAAUAAAAAGUUUAAUUGUCAAUUUUAACUUAUUGAAACAAAUAAUCCCUUUAUUAUUAGUAUAUACUUAUAAAUUUUAAACAAUUCCACAGAAAAUUUGAAAUUAAUAUCUUAAGAAUAUUUUAUUAUUAUUAUGAAUUUUGGGAAAUUGAAAAAAAAUAUUUAUACAUAAUUAAUUAAUUAAUUACGAAUAAGUGACGAGUCAGCAUAUUUUAUAUAUUUUUAAUAGGAAAAUAAUAAAGAUUUUUAAAAUAAUUUUUGCGGAAUAUUAACAAAAACUAACUUAUAUUUUGUGGUUUUAUUUAGAAGUACUCUAAUUAAAAUAUGUUCCCUGUAAAUAUUAUAUUUUUGUGUCAUUUUAUAAUAAAGUUAUAGGCCUUAAAAAAAAAUCAAAAUGAGGGUCACGAAAUGUGGAGGAAAAUCCCAUAGUAAAAAAGUGCCUUUGAGGUCCCUACUAAAAAUUUCAUAACUUUUGAACCACUUGAGCUAGAAAGUUGAUCUUGGUGUUUUUGUAAUCUAUUCUCCAGGCUCUAUACAGCUGUAGUGUUUUUAUAUUUCUAAAAAUGUUUUGAAAUUUUAAUCAAAGUGCCUACUGUAUAGAAAGAAUUUAAGCAGUGCACCUAAGAAGAUAAUUUAAAACAAUAUAAUCUUAAUGAAAACUCAGCAAAAGUUUACUUUUCAAUUCCUUCAUGUUAACUUUUCUUUUGUUCGUGGCUGGCAGAAUCAUUUCCUGUCAACCUAUCGAGCUAAAACUUGACCCAAAGACUCAUUGCCAAUGACAACACAUUCUUUUAAAUUUUCAGUCCCAACCCCCAAUCCCAACCUCCAAAAAUCAGUCUUUCCUGUUUUUCAAAGGGAAGAUGAAGGGAAUAUGAUGCCACUGAUUUCACAAAAUAAAAUUCCAGAUAACUGCCCGAAAUGAAAUUCUUUUUUUUUUAAAUAUUGCAUGUGCGUUCCUGGUGUGUAAUAUUUCUUUUGUUUUUCUGAAAUAGUUGGGGGAAAUAAAUAUACGGUGUAUUAGCAGGUGGGUCAUUAGAAUAUUAAUAUACUUUAGUGGCAUGAAAAAAAUGAGCGGUUGCGAGCCUUCGGGUGGGGAGCACUUACUGGGAUUUUUAUAAAGUGCGUUACUUGCAUGCAUGUUUUGUCAAAUUUUCAGCCCCACCUUCCAUUGCUAAAUAUGACAUUUUAUAAAGGAUUAAUGAGGAAAAAUUUGUUUUUAGGGGUUGUUUGAAUACUUUUUACUUAUACUACUCUGCUAUCCCUUUCACAAACACUUUGGCUCAUCUUCACACUAUCUAAAAAGAAAAUGAUGCAAUCUGUUUUUGUUGUAAAUACAUUAUCUUAAAUUUUUUCAUCUUUAUUUAUAUUUCAAUUUAAGCAUUGUCAAUACCUUUUUAUGGGUAAAAUUUGUCUGACUUUUUACUUUUAUGAUGCUCUGUGUUUGCCAAACUUCAGAAAAAUAUUUUAACAUUGACAUUACCAGGCAUUUUUCUUUUUUUUAACUCUGAAUCAGAUGGGAUUAGGUGCUAUUCCUGGAAUAGGUGGUAUUGGUGGGGCACACAAUGGAGACGAUGAUGAUGAUGAUUUGGAGGCAGAGCUUGCUGAACUGGCAGGAGAAGAAUACACACCUGCAAAGAAAUCAAAGGCCAAGAAACAAGGUUGAAAAAUAAUUAUCUUUCUUAUUUUUCAGUUUGAUAUUUUUUAUUUGCAUAAUAAUAUGAUAAUUUAUAAAAAAAUGUUAGUAUGAGACAGAAAUUAUUCAGUGAAUUUUUACAAAGAUUAUAUUUUCGAAAGCUCCCAUUUCUAUGGUGGACUUGGAGAAAUUAGCAAAAGCUGACAUAGAGGAACAUGAUGAUGUUUCAGACACAGAGGACCCAGACCUACUGGUAAGCUUUGAAAAUAUCUAAAAUAUUUUUUAAUCAAAAUUUGGCUUUUAACAUUUUAUAGUCACUGUUAGUAAUGUUGUAGCUAUCCAAUGGCUUCUUUUGUCUUUGACUUUAGCUGUCCAAUGGCUUAUUUUGUCCAUGACAUGAGCUAUCCAAUGGCUUCUUGUGGCCAUGACUUUAGCUAUCCAAUGGCUUCUUUUGUCCUUGACUUUAGCUGUCCAAUGGCUUAUUUUGUCCAUGACAUGAGCUAUCCAAUGGCUUCUUUUGUCCAUGACGUUCUUUUCUUGAGAAGGAUUCGACUACCUGUAUAUACCACAAUAUAUAAAGCUGAUAAGAACACUUAGACCAAAUAUUCUCAUUCUGUUGUCAAGCCGUGCUUUAGUCUGUUGUAAUUUUAAAAUAAUCAAUUCUUACUAAGAAUUAUGAUCCAGUAAGAUUACAACACAACUUUUAUCUUCUUUAUAUCUAUCUCUAAUGUCAAGAAUGGGUCUUUUAAUUAGCUUAUUCUGAAACAAAAUCUUUUUCACUCUCGUAUAUUCAGAUAUGUUAUGGCGUUUUGUUUGCAGUUUUAGUGUAAUGAUAAUGCCACUGAACUGUUUUCAUUUGUAAUCAUUCUCAAGGCAGAACUAGAAGGGCUUGAAGAUGAUGAUGAUGACAAUGAGCCCGGUCCAAGUCCCAACGGUGCCCCUUAUAAGGCAACCACACAGGCUGCCGCUCCACCACCUCAACAACUGUCCUUUCCUCAUCCUGCUGCCAAACCCAUGAUGCCUACCAUUAACCCAGCCACUGUGCCUCGACAACUGCCUCCUCAAGCAGCGCCAACCCCAGCACCAAGGCCUCUCCCCACACCAGCUCUUAGGCCAGCGGGCAAUGUGGGAGGGGCAGGAGGUAUGGCGGGAUUAUUGGAAGAGAGAUUGUCUAUGUAUAAACAAGCAUCUGCUGCUGCUAAAACCACCGGGGACAGUUCCAAGCAGAGACGACUUGAUCGUGGAAUAAAGGUAGCUUUAUUUGGACAUUUAUUUAGUCAGUUUCAUUCAAACAUAAUUUAGAUUUAGGUCAGUUUUCUUUGAAUUUUAUUUGAUCGCUGACCACAAUUCACUAUAAUGUGUAGUUCUUGUCUGGGAAUUGUAUACAAAGGUGAUGUCUUAUGUCUGAUGUUUUAUUUAUGUCUUACCAUUAAACCAGGAUAAGUUUGAACAAAAGAUGAACACAAUUCAGGAUUACUUGAAUUGUAAUAAAGGCAGACAAUAGAGAAAAAAAAAUUACUCUAGACAUAAGUAGUUAGUGUCCAUUCAAAACUCCAUUGUUUAAUGAGUAUUGCAUUUAUAAAAACUUGCACAGAUUUGAUGCCCUGUAGGGAAUCAAUCCUUUGAUUUAUAGAACCAGUUUAGAAUCGUUCCGUUUCUUUAGACUGGAUUUUAAAACGGUCAUGCUGUGAAUUUUAAUUUGAUACUUUCUAGACUCUGGCCGACCUUCUCCGUCAAGCGAAAGCUGGAAAACCCAUAAAUGAAGAAGAUAUUCCUCCCCCCGUAGCUAUGGGCACCAGCGUGGGACUUGAACCUUCUGCCAGUGGUACACAUGACACUCCUCCAUCUCAGGCACACUCUAGUAAUGGUAAGCUGAUAUUGGCAUGAACAGUGUAUAGUUUUCCUAAUCUGGAGGAUAAAUGAUUUGUUAUUGGGUUUUUUUUUCUUCAGAUUUCCAUAAAACAACAUUGACCAUAAUUGACAGUGUGUACAGGAAUCCACAAUGAAUGCAAACCCCUAAGUUUUGUUUGAAAAAAGCCCUAAAUUGCCCUGUCCACUUAGGUUAUCUGUUAAUCGUGUCCCCUAACAUGUCUGGCCCCCCCUCCCCCCCUCCUUUUUUUUUUUUACUUUCGCCCAGAUAAGAGAAACAUCAAGUUAUAGAAUAAUGAACUCUACUUUGUCCUGUAGAAAAAAGCCCUAAAUUGCCCUGUCCCCUUAGGUUAUCUGUUAAUCGUGUCCCCUAACAAGUCUGGACCCCCCUCCCCCCCUCCUUUUUUUUUUUACUUUCGCCCAGAUAAGAGAAACAUCAAGUUAUAGAAUAAUGAACUCUACUUUGUCCUGUAGACAUUACAUUAUUUCUAUGGAGUUAAAUGCAAUUGGUUACAUCUGUGCAUUUAAAUACAAUCAAUUACUUCUAUUUCUAUGGAUUUAAAUGCAUUCAACUUACAGGAAUCUGUAUUUUUAGAGCUGGCAUAACUAAUAGAUGAAUUAUCAUUAAUUACAUCAAAGUUGCGAUCGAAUUGAUCAUCUGAAUCUAUUUUUGACAAAAUUGCUAUUCAUCGGUGUAACAACUAAAGAUUUGAUAAAAAUCCAAUUUUAAUAAAGUUAUUUUCAUUUAAAAGUUGUGAUUUAUUCAUUUAAUAAAGAACGAAACAAGUUUAAGGGAACGCAACAGCGAGCUGGAGCAUAGAUACAUUUCUCUUGAUGUGUUGUGUGAAUAUAAAGUGCUAGUGAAAAAAUUGCAUACACUUGCAUGCAGUGUGAUAAAUUAAUAGCUGCGCAAUUCCGCUUCAUUCAAGUUAAAAUAACACAUUACAAAAUGGUUAAGUUUACUACACAUACAUAUCCUUCAAAUACAUUGUUUGCGUUCUAUAAAACAAGUAAAAAAGGAACAUUGUUACAAAUUGAAUACUUAUAUUAGCUUAUUAGGUUCAAUAAUUUCUAUACAAACAACUGAUCAACUCAUUCUUUUGAUAGCAGUAUCCCCAGCAAAUUCAUCAGUGACUCCACCAGUUCCUGCACCAGCCACAUCUGGGAAUAGUGAGUAUCUAAAUAUGACAUUUGACACUGGAUCUUUGUGAUAGCAUCCAACAAAUAAGUAUUUUUCAAAGCAAUUUUCCUCAAACAAUUCUAAAAACUAUGUUAGUUGAAUAUGAAGAUAAAAACAAUAAUUGAGAAUGCUCAAGAUAUUUAGGUUUAUUUUUUAUUUUUUUACAAUUUGAAAAAAGCCCCAAAAAUUUCAGGGAAAUGCACAUCCUUUUCCAGAUUAUCUACUUUAAAAUGUCAGGCAAGUGGACUUAAUUUUUGCAAAUCCUAUUUGUAUCUUCAUGAAUUGUUUCCAAAACUUGACACCAUAAGGACUUAUCAUAAACUGUGCUUACCAUUCCAUCGAUCUUGACAUUUAGACACAAGGCAAGUGUUGCUGGCCAGAAGAGAUGAGUACAGGAAAGCUGCACUAAUUGCUAAACAAGCAGGGGACAUGACUCAGGCUGGCAGCUAUGUCAAGAUUGCCAAGGUCAGCACUUGGCCUUUAACAAAACAUUGGUUUUAGCAACUAGGGUUUCUUGAGUCAAAUACCCAAAAGUAUCAGAUGUUAUACAAAUAUGGGAUUCUUGAGUCCAAUGGUAUAAGAUGUGUAACAAAUAGGGGAUUCUUGAGUCCAAUGGUAUAAGAUGUGUUACAAAUAGGAGAUUCUUGAGUCCAAUGGUAUAAGAUGUGUUACAAAUAGGAGAUUCUUGAGUCCAAUAGUAUAAGAUGUGUUACAAAUAGGAGAUUCUUGAGUCCAAUAGUAUAAGAUGUGUUACAAAUAGGGAUUCUUGAGUCCAAUAGUAUAAGAUGUGUUACAAAUAUGGGAUUCUUGAGUCCAAUGGUAUAAGAUGUGUUACAAAUAUGGGAUUCUUGAGUCCAAUAGUAUAAGAUGUGUUACAAAUAGGGAUUCUUGAGUCCAAUAGUAUAAGAUGUGUUACAAAUAGGAGAUUCUUGAGUCCAAUAGUAUAAGAUGUGUUACAAAUAGGGAUUCUUGAGUCCAAUAGUAUAAGAUGUGUUACAAAUAUGGGAUUCUUGAGUCCAAUGGUAUAAGAUGUGUUACAAAUAUGGGAUUCUUGAGUCCAAUAGUAUAAGAUGUUAUACAAUUUUGAGAUUCUUGAGUCCAAUAGUAUAAGAUGUGAUACAAAUAUGGGAUUCUUGAGUCCAAUAGUAUGAGAUGUUAUAAAAACUAGGGUUUCUUGAGUUAAAUAGUAUAAAAAAUUUUACAAAUGGAAUUGAUGGGCCUACUAGUUUAAAAACUUUUCAUCAAAUAUAACUUUGGUAACUCUUGGAAAGCCUCCAUUGUAAUUUUUAACUUUGUUAUGUUGCCCAGCGUUUUGAUACUGUGAUACAAGCCGUUGAUGAAGGCAAGAAUGUUGAUUUGUCACAGAUGCCACCACCACCGGCCGAAGUUCAAGGUCAGCUUCAUUUUACUCUGGCGAUUUUAAAGAAAAAUGUGUUUCUUAAAAUAAUUUCCACCAAAAAUGACAUGACCUUAUUUGCAUGAAGAAUUCCGUUCUUUGUUCAUGCAGGGGCAUCUGUGCAGUCUGUCAAUAAGCCGCAGGUGAACACAGCAGUUCAAAGGUCAAGCAAUCAAGCAGCUGGAGAGGAGACGGAACCAGAGUUGCCAACAGUCAGUGCCGAACGUGAGUGUCAGGUGGAUGUGUAUGUGUUGGUCAGAUUUGUACGCAAUAGUUGGAUAUGCAUCUUUCAGAUGUGUACUCAAUAUUUAGAUGUGUAUGCAAUAGUCAGAUGUGCCUUAGUCAUAUGUGAAAGUAUCGGUCAGAUGUGUAAGUAUUAGUUGGAUGUGUAUCAGUCAGAUGUGCAAGUAUCUGUCAGAUGUAUAAGUAUAGUUUUCCAUUUUAUUACGUAGGAUAGUUUUACAUUUUAUUAUGAACAAAAGUUUCAUAUGUUAUGAUGUACGAUAGUUUUAUAUUUUUUUAUGUACAAUCGUUUUAUAUUUAAGCAAUUAAUAUUUGAUUAUUAAUGAUUUUUGGUAUGGUGUCUGCCUCUAAAAAGAGUCGUGAUUUCCCAAAUGUUUUUCUCUCCUUUGAAAGUUGGGGGAUUAGGGGAGAGAAUUACAAGUAAAUGUUGAGUCAUGUCCCAUAUUAUUACAGAAGAAAAAGCCAUGUUUAAUGCCCCAGAUGCUCCAAAGACGGUAAUGGAAGCUUUGACCCAGAGACUUGAGAAGUACAAAUCUUCUGAAAGUUCAGCUAAAUCUGAGGGAGACUCGGGCAAGGCAAGACGAAUGGGAAGGAUAGUUAAGGUUUGUGAGACCUACUUGGGAAGGAUAGUUAAGGCUUGUGAGAACUACUUGGGAAGGAUAGUUAAGUGACCUAAAUGGGAAGGCUAGUUAAGGUUACUGAGACCUACUUGGGAAUGAUAUUUAAGGUUUGUGAGACCUAAUUGAGGAUAGUUAAGGUUUGUAAAACCUACUUGGGAAGGAUAGCUAAGGUUUGUGGGACUUAAUUUGGAAGGAUAGUAAAGGUUUGUGAGACCUACUUGGGAAAGAUUGUUAAGGUUUGUGAGACCUACUUUGAAAGGAUAAUUAAGUUUUGUAAGACCUACUUGGGAAGGAUAUUUAAGGUUUGUGUGACCUAAAUGGGAAGGAUAGUUAAUGCUUGUAAGACCUACUUGGGAAGGAUAGUUAAGGUUUGUAAGACCUGCUUGGUAAGGAUAUUUAAGAUUGGUGAGACCUAAAUGGGAAGAAUAGUUAAGGCUUGUGAGACCUACUUGAGAAGGAUAUUUAAGGUUUGCUAGACCGAAUUGGGAAGGAUAGUUAAGGUUUGUAAGACCUACUUGGGAAGUUGGGAAGGAUAGUUAAGGUUUGCGAGACCUACUUGGGAAGGAUAGUUAAGGUUUGUAAGACCUACUUGGGACGGAUAGUUAAUGUUUGUGAGAUCUACUUGGGAAAAAUAGUUAAGGUUUGUGAGACCUAAUUGAGGAUAGUUAAGGUUUUGAGACCUAAUUCGUAUGUGUAGUUAAAGUUUGUGAGACCUACUUGGGAAGCAUAGUUAAGGUUUGUGAGAACUACUUUCUACUCUUGUUUUCUGUACUUCCUUUCCUUGAUGCAAAUAUUUGACUAUGUAAGCUUUAAAAUCUCAAUAUAUCAGAUGCCCUGAUAAUCUUUGCUACAAUUUUUUAUGACAAAUGAUCUGUCCUACACUGUAUGGAACCAAACUUGCUCUGUCUUUGUGGUUUAAGUGUUUAUAAAAAGGCAUCAAUUGUAUAUAUUUAUCCUAAGUUUCUAAUCCUAAUGCAGUUAUUAUGUUACAUUUGAUUAUCUCUAGCAAUAUGAGGAUGCUAUCAAAAUGUACAAGGUGGGGAAGCCAAUAGAGCUUGAUGAGCUGCCAACACCACCAGGCUAGUUCCUUUAUUUUUAUUCUUAACAUUUGGAGGCUACAAAGCUAACCUAUCUAAUUUAUUGUUUCAUUGUUGUUCACUUUUCUAAUUUAUUGUUUAAUUUUUAUAAUGUCAACAAAUCAAUGAUUUAGUUUAUGCUUGAAUAGUUUCAGAAUAAAUUUUGGUGCUGAGAUGGUUUUUUCUCCGCAGCUGUAGUUAUCAUUUAUUACUUUCAGGCUACGCACCCAUUCCUCAGGACAAACCAAGCUCCGUGCCCUCUGCACCUCAGCCGAGGGCACCUGCCCCUUCUUCUGCUGCACCGCCUGUGGCACAAAAACCAGCAACAUCCCCAAGCGUAGCAGCCAGACCAGCCGGACCGCCCGCUGUGGCAAACAAGCCAGUCACGGCACCGGCUGUGGCGGCCAAGCCAGGAGUUCCUCAAGAAAGGGCUGCUGCCCAGCCGGGACCAUCAUUUGGCCAGCAGCCCGGGCCAUCGUCUGGCCCUAUUCAGAGACAAAAUGGUCAGUGAUUGUCUUACAUUUCUUAUAUAUUUUGGUGUGACUGCAUCCCUUUCCGGAUAUGUCGCAACUGCGUUUGGUGCGUAAUAUUUUCUUUUCAGAAAAUGAAAUUGUCUCAAUUUAAAUCAUGCGUAAUAAAUAUUCGGUUUAAAAGUGGUUGGGACAUGAGAAUAUUAAUAUAGUUCAUGGGCGUGAAAUAAAAAGUGUGCAGUGACGUAUCAUGGGGGAAGGGGUGUAGCUAAAAUUGGGAUUCUUAAAUGUGCGUUACUUGAGUUCAUGUUUUUUCAAGUGACUUUAGUAGAUGGGAAGACAACAAACUGCUGUCACCAAUGUUUGGCCAGCUGUAACUAGAUUUAUAUAAUUGUUUUUUUCUUAUCUUAUAUUUAUAACUCUUUUUGCAAUAUUAAAUUCAAUCAAAUUAUAACAAAAACAGUUUUUUGAUAAAGUAUGAAUAAACUUAGAUUUUAAAAAGACAUCAUGAAAUUCUAACUUGGAGGUAAAAAAAAAAAAAAGCUUACUUUUUAAUAAAUACAAUGCAAUAAAUAGAAUGCCUUGCUAACGUUAUUAAAUUAAAUUUUGUGUUGACCUAAUUUUAGAUAUAUGAGUAUAUAUAAUUCCUACAAACUCCCGCAGUAAGUAAGUCUAAUUCUUGGCAGUUUGUAAGGCUCAGUCUAUGUAUGAUUUCCACUUGCCGGCAACACUCAGUCUAAAAAUUAAAUUCAGCAACAAUGCUAGGUUGAAAAUAACUAGACCUCUUUACUUACAAUUACAACUACACAAUUAUAAGUUUAUAUGGUCAAAAGGGACAGCUGCAUUAGACACAUUAGCACUCAAUACUGAAAUACCAUGACUGAACUACAAUGACUAACAAGAACUGUCCAUGCACUGCAAGAGCUCUCCGCGCACUAUGGCCACUCUCUGAACUCAAACAGCACACUACCAACUAUCCUCGUGCUCCCAACAUAUAAACAUUCUGACAUGUUAGUUGAUAUUCAGACUUCAAAACCCACCUCAGUCUAGCCCUGGCAAUACUAUUCAAACCAUAAGUCUUGAGCAAACAUCCACAACACAAAACAAGCUCAUAAACCAGGUCAUAACAGAUAAGAUAUGAUUUAUAUCAUAGAAAACACUCCUAUUUAUAAAUAUUGUAACAUCACAAUAUUAACCUGCUUUUACAAUGACAAGUAAAGUUACAAAUAUCAGAUGAUUUCUGAGUAAUGCAAUGAACGUGGCAAUGUACAAUUAUAAGAUGAUUUCUGAGUAAUGCAAUGAACGUGGCAAUGUUAUGCCACUGAUUGAUUCAGACACUCUGCACCAAGUUAUCAGUUUUAAUAUUACACAUAUUACUACACAUAUUAUUACAUAUAUCCACAACACAAAACAAGCUCAUAAACCAGGUCAUAACAGAUAAGAUAUGAUUUAUAUCAUAAAAAACACUCCUAUUUAUAAAUAUUGUAACAUCACAAUAUUAACCUGCUUUUACAAUGACAAGUAAAGUUACAAAUAUAAGAUGAUUUCUGAGUAAUUUAAUGAACGGGGCAAUGUUAUGCCAUUGAUUGAUUCAGGCACUCUGCACCAAGUUAUCAGUUUUAAUAUUUCACUCAUUUGAAAAUGUAUUAUGUCUAAAUGUAUGACAUAAGUAACCAUAAAUAUCUUAUGUAUCACAUAAGUAAUACUGACAAAUAAUAAUGAUUAAUAGCAUAAUCAUGAGGUUAUAUGAAACAGCUUGCGAUAGAAAUAGCAGAGCUAAGAGAUUUAAAAAGUCAUUGCUCAUCAAAAGCAUGCGGCGUCAGAUUCAUGAUAUAUAUAUAUAUAUAUAUAUAUAUAUAUAUAUAUAUAUAACUUAUAUUGUGUAAUUAUAGUUCUAAUAAAAUUGUCAGCGUGUAAAAUGUUCACUGUAUACAAACGCGGGAAGGAAACGUCUCCAUUCAAGGCAGGAGCNUAGACAUACUAAGGAUGAAGGUAGACUUAAGAUAGACAUACUAAGGAUGAAGGUAGACUUAAGAUAGACAUACUAAGGAUGAAGGUAGACUUAAGAUAGACAUACUAAGGAUGAAGGUAGACUUAAGAUAGACAUACUAAGGAUGAAGGUAGACUUAAGAUAGACAUACUAAGGAUGAAGGUAGACUUAAGAUAGACAUACUAAGGAUGAAGGUAGACUUAAGAUAGACAUACUAAGGAUGAAGGUAGACUUAAGAUAGACAUACUAAGGAUGAAGGUAGACUUAAGAUAGACAUACUAAGGAUGAAGGUAGACUUAAGAUAGACAUACUAAGGAUGAAGGUAGACUUAAGAUAGACAUACUAAGGAUGAAGGUAGACUUAAGAUAGACAUACUAAGGAUGAAGGUAGACUUAAGAUAGACAUACUAAGGAUGAAGGUAGACUUAAGAUAGACAUACUAAGGAUGAAGGUAGACUUAAGAUAGACAUACUAAGGAUGAAGGUAGACUUAAGAUAGACAUACUAAGGAUGAAGGUAGACUUAAGAUAGACAUACUAAGGAUGAAGGUAGACUUAAGAUAGACAUACUAAGGAUGAAGGUAGACUUAAGAUAGACAUACUAAGGAUGAAGGUAGACUUAAGAUAGACAUACUAAGGAUGAAGGUAGACUUAAGAUAGACAUACUAAGGAUGAAGGUAGACUUAAGAUAGACAUACUAAGGAUGAAGGUAGACUUAAGAUAGACAUACUAAGGAUGAAGGUAGACUUAAGAUAAAACAUUAAUAUCGUGAACCUUGAACUACUGUUAACAAGUUACCUAGUGGGUGAGGUAAUGAUUGCUUGUAAUCUUGUUGUAUCCUAGUGGGUGAGGUAAUGAUUGCUUGUAAUCUUGUUGUAUACAACUUUUGUUUUGUUUGUGCUAGUGAUUACGCCAUGUUUAUUGAUGGAGAUGAUGAAAUUGAUGAAAUUGAUGAUUUUCCAUGUCAAAUACAUUAUUCAUUUUUAAAAAACUCCUUUUUUUUUUUUCCAAUUUGUCUGAUUUUCUUGCCAGGGUAUUGAGCCCAUGAUUGAAGCAUGUGAAAGUGGAUUGCCAGUUGAACUAUCUCAGGUUUGAUUUUCAUUGUUUUAUAAACUUUUUCCAUGCAAUCUUUUUUUUUCCACUUUUAAUCAAGUUUUUUUUUUUUUUUUUUUAAACUAUUUGUACAUAACUGAAAUAGCUAUAAAUGGUUGUAUUUGUUCAAGUGCCAUGUUUACAGUUUGCCCUUUUCUAGCUUUGAAUUUAUUUUAGUUUUUUUUUUUUUUGUUUUUUUAUUUUUUUCCUUGUAUUUUUUUUUUUUCUAUUUUUAAUUAAGUUUUUUUUUUUUUUUUAAACUAUUUGUACAUAACUGAAAUAGCUAUAAAUGGUUGUAUUUGUUCAAGUGCCAUGUUUACAGUUUGCCCUGUUCUAGCUUUGAAUUUAAUCCUAGGUUCCAGAUUCCCCGUUUGCUGGGGAUGCAGAAGACAAGUUUGUGAUCGUGUCAGCAGAGGACUGUCAACCAACAGGUGACAGGGAAGAGGUCUACAAAAAUUUAACAGAAGACCUGAUCAGACAAAUCGGGGUCAGUGAAUCACAUGGCAUUGUUAUAAAAUAGGCAAUAAAAUAAAAGAGUUUUCUCAUGUAAAUGCUUUUACUCCCAAUCAUGAUGUUUGGUACACCUGUCAGUAUAAUCAAAAUAAUGUCCCACCAUUUUAUGAUCAACUUUAUUUGCAGAUAUGUGUCACCAAUGCCCAACAUUACCAAAAGUUAGGAGAUGUCCCUGCUGCAUCAAAGUAAAUAUCAUUUGUUAUUGUCUGCUCAAAUUAAAAAAAAAAUCUCAAUAGAAAUUACCAAUUUAAGAGUGGAAAGGUCCUUUACGGUAGAGUCAGGAAUUUCAUUUAAUUUUUUUUCUAUUAACUUGAGUGAAAGCAAAUUUGUCUUGGAACAUCAAAUUGUUUUAAUCAGCAUUAGAAAUAAAAAGACUUAAAGGUGGACACCUGCUAAUUUAUUUUUAUUAAUGUUCAUUGAAGAUUUGAAAAACUGGAGCAAAACAACCGCAGAGAUUUAGAAUCCUUGAAAAGUGCCCAGCGUCAUGGAGACCCAGCUCCAAAAUUUCAUUAUGAAACAAAAACAUUUUCUAUGGUGCAGUGAGUAUUCAAUGUUAUUAAGUUUUUCUAAAAAUGUUCACUUACUUGGAUCACUCAGAAAAUGUUAUGAAAAAAUCAAGGGUUAUGUCAUCCAAUAUGUCUUAGAGGUGUUUUCCAAACUAAAGGAUUCAUCCCCCCCCCUCCUCAUGUUUAUAUGAUUAUAUAAUCUAGGUAUACAUGAUGUUGUCUAGGUCCAACACAGAUUUAGGGGAUGCUGACCUGGAGCUGACCAUUGUUAGGGGAAUCCAGUAUAAUCUGCCCUCAGGUCAGUUAGCUAACUUUAUCUUUACAGCCGGACUGCUUAAGUUAACUACUAUGACAACUUUAUUCAAAUUUCAUUCAUUUUUUUUUUCUUUUAUAAAAAAAUGUAUAUGUCAUUUCUAAUUAGAGUUAUGCCCCUUUGACUUGGCAGACGUGAGUUUUUUUAACGUCAAGUAGAAGGUUAGGCAGGCUUGGGAUAACAGUUUUAUAUUAAUUACCUAUUUAAACACAAUUAUACAACGUCUCUUAUAGUCUAAAAUCUCUCAUUCUCUCUAUCUGUCUCCGUCUGUCUGUCUCAUUCUCUCUAUCUGUCUCAAUCUGUCUGUCUCAUUCUCUCUAUCUGUCUCAAUCUGUCUAUCAGAAGUAGGGCAGUCUGUUCAUAGGAACCAGCUUAAAACAUUCUAGUCAAGAAAUUCUAGAAAUUGCAUAACCUAUUUGGAACAAAUGGAAUGCAUUCGAAUGUAAACAACUUUUUCCCAGCCAAGAAAAGGGUGGUCAAGGAAGGAGUGACACAAUAUCAAGGCCAUACCAGCAGGAGAAAAGUGUGGUGGCAAAAAAGCUCUAUGUUGAAGUGAAAAAAAUUAGGACAAGCCAAAUACUAUACUAGGCUAUAAUUUAUAAUAUAACAGUAACUAUGUUUCUUUCUUAUUACCCCUGUAUAAUAUUAUAUAUAUGGGACCAGACUUUGGUUAGAUAACACAACUCAAGAAAAGCAUUGAUUCAACUAAUUUAUCCUUUUAUUCAGGUAGUUCAGAGAAAGACAUGGACACAUGCGUCAAGUAUGAACUAGCAUACCCAACAGUAAGUAUUGCUCAACACUGGACUUUUAAAAUGGGAAGUUAGGUCAAAUAUAUUCUGGAGUCUUUUAAAUGGAUAAAGUCCCGGUAGGUAUUGCUCAACAUGAGAUUUUAAACAAAAAUAGAGUAUAAAAUAUAUUCUCAAGUCUUUUAAAUUGAUAAGAUAAAAAUUGCAGAGGACUAACAAUAAAGAACCAGUGGAUACCAAGAUAAAGUAAGAGUAAUUGUGACUAAUCUUAAGUGUGCUUCACAAGAUCUAGUAAGAGCAAUUGUGACUAAUCAUAAGUGUGCUUCACAAGAUAAAGUAAGAGUAAUUGUGACUAAUCAUAAGUGUGCUUCAUUACUGCAUCUAUUUAUUUUAUCACAGGAACAGCCGCAGACCGGUGGUACAGCCACAGUGAAAAAUACCAUUAACCCAGGUCAGGAUUUACUAUCUAGGCUUUUAGACUUUAACUUAAUGAUUGCUUUUUCCAUUUUGUUCCCAAAUUUAGUAUUAAAAGAUAUUUCAAUUGAAGUCAUUGCUUUAUAGUGCAAUGGUUCUGAAAAAAUGCUUGGUGUGGAAAGGCUUAAUUUAUAAUUAAUGUGGUAAUAAGUAUUAAAUAAUAAUAUGCUAUCUAGACUUUUGAAGUAAAUUUAUUGUCUGUCUUUUCUAGAAUACAGUGAAACUUUUAAGUUACAAAUCAAUCGCAAGUCAAAAGGUCUGUUUCGGUUUGUUGAAAGGAAAACCAUCAAAUUGGAUGUCUUCAUCAAAAGGUACUGUCAUUUAGGUCUUGCUCUUACUCCAAGUUGGUGUUGUCCACAAUCCAUCUCACCAAGCAUCUGACAUUAUUUUACUUCUUUUCCUUGUGAAACAACAUCCAGCAGAAAUAAACAUCUAUUUUAUCUAUGAUGUCACAUUUAAGUGAAGGUUUAUAGAUUUCUAUUAUAAAUAUUUUUUAAUAGACAAAUUUGAGCAACUUUUGUUGUUUUUUUGUUUUUUUUUAAAACAAAUAUUACGUAACAUUUUUUUCUCUAUGCUGCUGUGGUCUUUAAUAUGUUUGCUUUUUUUCUCCAGGGGAUUUUUCAAGGGAGAAAAACUUUUGGGUACAGUUAAUGUAAAGCUGCAACCUUUGGAAGAUAAAUGUACAAUUCAUGAAAGCUAUGAUGUGAGAUUUGUAGUUAAGAUAUUGUUUCAUCUCUGAUAAGUUGAAUAAAAUAUUGCAGUGCGAAGUAGUCUCUUAAUCGUCUUAAAAUGAACAAAGAUAAUUUUUCUGAUCCUCUAGCUGUUUUUAGGCAUGUGCACACUGCCUGAGGCAGUGGUAAAAAUUUUUGGAGGUCUUCUGCAGAUGGUAUCUGCUUAUCUUGAUCUAAGAAAAACUUGUUAAUGGUUAUCACAGCAAUUAUUAUAUAAAUAAAAAAAUUAUAAAUAAUGUGACUGUUAUUUAUUUUUAUAUAAAUUUUAUUUUUAGUAAGUUAUUUUGUGUUAUUGAGAACUUAACGACUCUAUCCUUUUAGUUGAUGGAGGGGAGGAAGACUGUUGGCGGCAAGCUGGAGGUUAAAAUCAGGCUGCGAGAUCCCUUGAAAAAUAAACAGGUGGACGAAGUGAAGGAAAAGUGGCUUGUGAUCGAUCAAUUUAUUAGGACAGUGGGCUCUAAGGUAAAUAAGUUCUUUAAUAUUUAGUUUGGCCAGAUAUUUUAUGGUUGUUCAGCGUAAAUAAAACUGACAGCUCUGUGAAUAAUAACGACUUAUGUGUAGCGAGUCGUGGAUUGGGUACAUAAGAUGUAUGAAGGCUGAACCAUUUUAUGAUUUUUUUUUUAUAUCAAGUUCACAGAGAAAUAACCAGCUAUUUUAUUUCAAGAAAAAAUUCCCGAUGUUUCCGUAUUUUUAAAAUCGGAAAUUCAAAAUCCGCUGAUAUGCACAUGUCAUAUGAAUAUUACAAUUAUUAAAGUCUUUAAACUUGGAUCAAGUUGGAAUCUCAGAAACAAUUAGUAAUGUAAAUUUAUUAUCUUUUCCUCACAAAAAACAUAGCCAAGAGUUUUUUAACUAAUAAAAAAUUAGCACUGGCUAAACUAAAAAAAAAUAUGCAUUGAUAUCAAAAACAAGGUAUUUUUUAAAAAUCCUUAUCGUCAUAUCAAAAACGGAAGAAUAUGGAUCCAUUUUCACCAAGAUGGCGGAGGCUUUGGUGUAUCUGCAUACUGCCAUAGGAAACUCAUCAACAUAAUCAUAGGGAAUAUUGGUCUUACACAUUCUUAAUUUAUUUUUGCUUCUGUUUAUUUCAGAGUCAAGCUGAAGUGAAGGUCAGUUUCUUUAUGAUGUUUAUUUUUACUUUUUGCCAUAUUUUAUUCAUUUAUUUGUUUUCGUGGAUAGAAAAAAUAAAAAUAAAAAUUGAAUGAUUAAGUUUUAAAUAGUGCUGUCCAUAUUUUUAAUAAAAGUCAAACCUGGUGAUCCUCAACCAGGUCCAAGUAGGGAAAAGAGACAGAAAAGAGAAAAAACAAAGGAUUUUUAUUAUUAAUGAAGUUUGAUUGAAACGGGACUCUUUCGUAUUUAAUUGCUUUAGUGUAUAUGUAUUUUAGUAUUAAGCAAUGUAUACAUUAUUUUAUACAACCCCAUCAAUUAAUAUUUUAUGCAAAUGACAGUAGCAUUUUUACUCAUGGAAAUAUAUUAAUAAUUUGUCCUUUAUUUAUAAUGGGAAAAAUUUGUUUGGUAUAAAUCAAGGAUCUGAGAGGGAUUAAGGGCGUACACCAAGGUACCACUGUCCUAGAUUUUAAGAUAAAUGAACUUGGUGAAGCUUUGACUAAAGACAACAAACUUGUGAGAAUUUAGGGUGAAAACUGUCUGACAUUCAUAUUUUAUUUUCACCAUUAUAGGCUCCCAAGACAAACAGGUAAGUUUAUUUGCAAUAUGCUUUAUUUUGUUGCUUGCAAACCUAGAUAUUUAGCUGCUAUUACAGUAAUGUACUUUUUUUUUGCUUGACUCUUUUGCACUUCCCCUUGAUGAGUUUGACGCAAGGUUUUUACCUCAGCGGUACGUUAUUUCUUUGUUUGCUAACAUCAAGUUGAAAUAGGAACUAAUGUAUUGAAUUUGAAUGUUUUUUUGUUGAUUUCAAUGACAAAAAGAGAAUCAAAAGAGUUGUUCUUAGAAUUUUGUUUAACUGCUGUGUCCAUAAAUAUUUUGUGUCAGUCUUGUUUUGUUUAUUUUAAUUUUUCUUUACACAUUAAUGUAUUUGGAAUAUGGACAUGUGUGAACAUUUAAUUAUUUAUAAUUCACUUACACAAGGCACAAAGUUUUGUUUACCGUUUAUUUCAUUUUCUUCCCUCUGCAUCUCAAAGUUUUUUAGUGUUUUCUUUAAAUACAAAAACUGACUUAAUAUCAAUUAAUUGAAAUAAUUUUAUUUAAUCAUUGCAUGGUUUCUUUAAUUUAAAAAAAAAACUCUACACAAAAAUUUAAGACAUGAAAACAUAUCAAGUGAAUGUAUUGUGAUUGUGAAUUAUUCACCGAAAUAGAGCUUUAUUUUUGUGACUAGAUUCGAUCACUUUUUAAGUUUUCUUGAGUGAGUUCUGCACCGUGGACCAAUCACAUGCUCUUUUUAUCAUAUUAAGCCAGGUAUUGGCCUGGAUUUUAUUUCAAAGGAUUAUCAAAUUCAAACAAUUUCUUCUCUGUUAAAGGCAUCUUUCAGAAAAUGACAACUUUUCUUCUUUUCCAGAAAUUAUCACUGCAAAAUAUGUUCAAUUUUUUAAUUUUUUAUUUUAAAUUCAACCAAAAGUGUUAAAUCAUUUGAGCUACAAAAGAAAUUUCUUCAAAUAAAAACUUGUACAAGUUUACUGUUAGUUAAAAUUGACUACAAUAUUAAUUUUUUACUUUCUCCAGCGCCUACAAUUUAAAUGUAUGUUUUUUAAAGUUUAAGUAACUACGAUGAAUAUUCAAGAGUAAAAAUUAACAAAACAACUACAUUCAGCCGAUUUAAAAAGUUCAAUCUAAUUUUACUUUCUUGAGGAUAUCAGAUAAGAGCUGUUGGUGUAUUAUCUAAAAAUAGCCUAAUAUUUGUAAUAUAUGGUGGGAAAGACAGGCAAUGACUAAGUCAAGUCAAAUAAAAUGGUUAAAAAAAAAAGAGUUUAAUAUUUUAAUUUUUAGUAGAGUUCCUAACUGCACAUUUUUUUGGUUUAAAUAAAACAUAUUGACAAUAUCAUUUUAUAUUGAAAAACGUUUGUAUUAAUAUUGAGAUUUUUAUUUUAAUGUUGCAGUAAAAUAUGUCAUCAAAUAUUUUUAAUCUAAUUCACCACUUGUUUACCAAUGUAUUUGGAUACCAUAUAUAAAAAAAUUUAUAGAAUCAUUAAAAAAAAAAUUGCCCUAAAAGUUGCUUAUGUAAAAUUAAAUGCCACCUAAUAAUGAUAUACAGCACAUCAAUGUUAGUAGGGUACUCAAAAUUUAUAACAGUAAUUUGAGAAAGCUAACAAUUCAAAUAUUUGUCCCACUUUGUUUCUAUUUUAUCCACAGAACUUCUAAAGUGUGUUCAUUAUCGUAGCGCUAUUGGUAUAAGGGAGCUCCUAUGUAAUCAAGAUUUAAGAUGCGUAAAAGAAACCUUUUAUUUUAUUUGAGUUCAAUGUAAUUUGAUGUAAUGAUGAGGCCAGACAAAUGAGUUUCCAAGUUUUCAUCAUUUCUGUUAAGAUUUUUGGCUGAAUUUGUAAAUAUGGUUUACCGGUACAUCAAUGGCUGUGAUACAGUUGUAAAAUCCAUACAUCAAGUUGUUGGAAUUAGUCAAAAGAUUGAGUUUAAAAAUGUUUUAACAAAAAUAAUUGAAAUGUUGCUUCAGAGAGUUCCAAUUUAAUAAAAUUUAACAGUUUCCAAAAAGUAUAUAAAGACUACAUUGUGACAUUGUCAUACUUGAAAUUGAUAAUUAUGAUUUGAUUUCGGAAGAUUUUUCAUGCAAAAAUAACUUCCAAUAAUUAAUGACCUAAAAAAACAGAAAUUGAUGUUUCUAAGAAAUUGUGGAGUUGAUUUAUUACAGUGAAAACAUACAGAAGUAUGAACAAUUUGUUCAUCUCCAAGUACAAGGUGUCAUGAGCAUAUGUAUGAUGUUAAUUAGAGAAAUCAUUCUUGGAAUUGGGUUUAUAAAAUGGUUCUUUGAAGGAUUGGUAUCUUUUGUAACCAGUGCUGUUGUUGCAUGAUAUCUCUUAGACAUAUUUAAUUAAUUCACUGUACUUAUUGUGACAACAUUGAUUGCAACAUGAUAACUUUUAGACAUGUUUAAUUAAUUCACAGUACUUAUUUUGACACCAUUGAUUACAGUCCAAAUUUACAGCCCAGUCUUGAAAUUACCAACUUCAUGGAUUUUUUCAAUAUUUCACUACCAAUUCUCAAAGAAAAUUAAAUUAUUUCCUGUAGUCAUAAUGAUUGAUAUAAUUUUUCUACACAUUUAUAUUAACAUUAUAGUAUGCAAAUCAUAUUCAUAUAUUCCAAGAAAUGUUGGAAUUUUUACAGUUGAGGAUUAAUGUAUUAAAGCCAACUUAUAUGAAAUUAUGUAUGUUUAUUCGUUAUUGAGUUAUAAUGACAAUCUUCAUAUGAUGCAAGAUAUAUUUUCUCUGUUCUUAAAUUCUGAUCAAGUCACUAUUGAGCACACCUCAUUACAUUGGAAGAUUAUUUUGUGCUUUAAAUAGUCAAAUGAAGAAUGUGCAGUUUAGUUUUUUUUCUUAAAUGCUUGUAAAAUAAGAGACUGUGCUUUAUAAGAUUAUUCUUAUAAUUCAAAAAAAAAAGGUAAAGUCCCAAUGACAAUAUGAUCAUUUGAUGUUUCUAAAAUUAUUUAUUUUUUUCUGUUUCGUGUUAUUAAAUAUCUUUGAAAUGUACAAUCUUUUAGCUUGAAAAAAAAAAAACAAGUGAGAAAAAAAAUGUAGAAUUUUGUAGGUAUCUGGAUGUCAAACAAAGAGUUAACAAAGGUGUGUUAACAUCUAUCUUGUGUUCAACUCCCAACUCUCCGUCCAAGAAUGUCUGCAUUUUUAACAUGUUAUUUGUACAAUAAAUGCAGAUUUUAUUCUGAUUAUGGUGAUUUAUUUAUAUUUUCCAAAAUUUUUUUUUUUCAAAUAAAACUUUCUUCUAUAAUUCUACAGAAUAUUAAUUUCAAAUGCUCUCCUCAUGUUGUUUUUGUUUACAUUGUUAUGGUAACAAGAAGAGCCAACUGUGAUAUUUUAUUCUCAUUACUGUAUAUUUGUCUUUUAUCAUUCUGGUUAUAGUUAGUUAAUUUAAAACAUGACCUUUGCUUGCAUCCUAACAAUAGCUUGUCAUUUUUUACUUGCUUUAUUCACCUGGUUUUUUUUUACAAAGGGAAACAUUUUGGAAUUUUUAAGAAUAUAAACAUACAAUUUUGUGUCUAUAAAUAAAUUGUUGUCUUAUUGCCAAUGGGAGUACUGCCAAGUUCGUUUGGCAUUCUUCAAUUCUUUAUAGUUUGCCAACCAACUGAUAUUGUUUAAAUUUUUUCAUAAUCUCAUGAGGCCCUCUUGAAGUUACUAGGUUAAAAAUUGUAACUGACGCCACCUGCACGCGUCGUCUGUUUGGGAAGAGAAGAUUGUAUUCUGGUUAUGGACAACUAAUUUUAAUAAGCAAAAUAACAGUAAUCGAGCGAUUUAUUUCCCCAUUCUGCUUAUUCCGAAAGCAAGUACUGACGCCACCUGCACGCGUCGUCUGGGAAGAGAAGAUUGUAUUCUGGUUAUGGACAACUAAUUUCAUUAAGCAAAAUAAGAGUAAUCAAGUGAAUUAUUUCCCCUUUCUGCUUAUUCCGAAAGCAAGUGAAAAUGGCUUUUUUUUUUUUUUUUUUUUUUUUGUUUUUUUUAAGAGAAUUUGAGUUCUUUUUUGUUUUUUUCUGUCAACAAAAUCAAUUUAAUAAUAUUAUUCUUGUUAUAUUUUCUUUUUUUUUUUUUUUGCUUUGUUUUUUCUAAGAGAAUUCGAGUCCUAUAUUGUUCUAUACUGUCAACAAAAUCAGUUUAAUAAUGAAAUUCAGUCACACCUCUGAGAAAUGGCUAAAUUUUUGUUAUUGAAAUAGAUACUUAACAUACUCACUUAGAAUUAAAAAGUUGUCAUCUUUAAUUAAACGUCAAUCACUGUCAUUUGUGUGAGAGACAAAUAUAUCGUAGUUGUCCUUAAAAUGAUCUCGUCCUGUCACUCUGUUACAACAAAAAUGAGUUGGAAAUGUAAGAUUGUGUUAAUCUUUUCCAAAUCAUUUCUCAACCAAUCCCCAGAAGUGUCAAAAUUUUUCAGGCUCUGAACUGAAAGUCUGACUUUUAAACUUUAAGUUACUUAUUUCCAUUGUGUUCCCAGUGCCAAAACACAUUGGUCUAAGUUUCACAUGACAGAAAAACGUGAAAGAUUAGAUUACCCAUGAAUGAUAUGAACUCUCUUGGCAGUUUCUGUUACUGACUUACAUACAGUCAAUGGAACAUAACAUACACUUUGAGAAUAAAAGGGUAACCCCCUCAAGCCAGCGACGGCAACUAAAACAAAAUAAAACUUGAACAACCUUUGCCUAUUUAAGCAUAAGUUACAAUAGUUCUUUUACUCCUUCACCAGUUAUUUAUGGCUGAUGCAAAUGUAUUUCUGUUUUCAGUGAAGGAACUAUAUGCAUGGAAGUUUUGAGGUUUGAAAAGCAGAUGCUGGACAAACAAGUGAGGGCAAUUUGGUUCAUUAUUUUUUGGUCUUUUUUAUCUUACAUUAUUUAACUCUUGACGUGAAUCAACUGAGUUAUCUGCUCUUCUGCUUCCUUAUGUUAAACAUCAUGCACAACUUACAAAGAAAUCAACUAAUUCAUUUGUUGUUUUUUAUUUCUUGACUUGAAGAGAGAUUUUGAAGGGUUUGGCGGAUCUUUCCAUUAACAAUUUUCCAGCCAUCUCUGCUAGUAGAAUAAAAUAUUUAUCAAUAAUACCAAUUUUAUGGUUACGUUGAGGUCAUUUCAUUUACUUUUAUCGCUCUAUUUCAAAGAAUUAAUCCUAAUUGACUGAUAACUCUGUGGACUAGGAAUAUAUCAAUGUAUUAACUAUGUAUUCCUAGUUCCUUUAGAUAUCAGUAAAUAUCAGAGCGUUUCUCUUUGUUUUUGUCAACAAGAAAAAUGGUUGUCAUAUAUUAUUUCUGAUUCUGUCCACUGCAGAUAUUCCAGCUGAAAGACAGCCUUAGCCUAACCCAGACCCAGGCUCUCAAACACAAAAGUGCAUUAAUAGAGGAGAAACUAGAACUCCAACAGAAGAGACUGAGAGAAGGUGGCAUAGAAGCCUGGAAAGGUACCGUAUUUAAAUAGUCUGGGACUGAGAGAAGGCGGCAUUAAUAGUCUGGGACUGAGAGAAGUGGUAUAGAAGCAUGGAAAGAUAUAUGAAUAGUCUGGUACUGAGAGCAUGUGUCAUAGAGGCCUGGAAAGAUAUUUAAUAGGCUGGAAGAAAGGAAUUUUAAGACUUAACUUUUUAAAACAAAACUUGCACAUUGAAUGUUUUAAUUGCUGAUAUUAUAUAUUAUAUUAUAAUUACAAAGGACAUAUUUAGAAAUGUAUUAAUAUUUGUAUCAUGGUUGAACUUGAAUUUGCCUACUGGUCAAUAAGACAAUAUUUAUGUUAUUAAAACUAUUGCCAUCCUAAAUGACAGUUUAAUUUAUGAUGACUUUGCUGCCAUUCAUUGGUUUAUUAAACUUCUCCAAUAAUCUAUUUGAAAGCCUACCUGGCAGCUGUGCAAAAAGAAGCCAUAGGCCUUGAACAGGAAGCCAGACAAUAUGCAAAACUUGGUGAGAUGCAGAAAGCUGAGUUGUUCAUGAAUAAGAAAAAAUAUGCUGAAAAGGAGGUAAAAUAAUGAUUUUCUAUCAUUAAAAAACUAUUUUUUAAUGAAACAAACAAUGAACUUAGUUUUAAUUUUUAAUAUCAUGUACACACCGUGCUGUGAAGGUAAAUUUCUCUAGACAAACUUGUCAAAAAGCAGCAGUUAGAAUGCAGUCAAUUCAGUUGUGUUAUUUUCAUGCUCUCAAAACAUCAUCAAUAUUCAGUUGGACAUAACUCAUUUGUAGCAUAUACCCAGAACAGAAGAAGAAUUAAGUGUCAUUUCAAAAGUUAAUGGAGAAAGAACCUUAUUGUCACAGGCAGUGUCUUGUUAAAAUUUUUGUUGAAUUUGAAGAGUUAAAGUCUUCUUCCGUGGCCAGAGUUUAAAAAUAUAUAUAUAUUUUUAAUGAUCACAACUCAAGUUCUUAAAAUAUAAAAUAUAUAUAAACAGGCUUUUUAAACAGGCUUGCUUUGCCCUUGUAGAUGAUGCUAACUUUAGUUCUAGAGGUGCUUUAAAAACAAGUUAAGUGUUUAUGAAAUCAAAAACUUUUUUUAAUCUUCAGAUGGCUGCAGUCAGAGCAAAAUUUCCAGGGGCCUAAAUAUGAUGAGUCAUCUACCUUAACCCUUGAACCAAUCAAUCACAACUGUAUAUAUAAGGAUUUUGAAUAAUUUAUUUGUUUUUUUUUUUAAAUUUAUAAUUAAACAGAGAUAAUUGGAUUAAGUUUCUGUGAAGUCUCAGAUAAGUCGUCUGCAAUUUUACAGUAAACUAGGAACAUGUUGUUAGCAAAUGUGUCUUGUACAGGCAGUCUUUGGGUUACAAACCAGACAAAGGCCUAAUAAUGUCCUCAGGUGAGAUUCAUUUCUAACUCAUUUUCCUUAAUUUAAAAAAAAUAAAUAAAAAUGGUAUAACAGUACAAUUGAGGGGUCAGUGUCAGGGUGUGUAAAGACCUGGACAAUCAGGUUCAUUUGCAUUAUUAUCAGCAUUGAUUAUUGUGAUGAUGGUGUAAAUAUGUUUUGAAAUGAAGAUGGGGCACUGCUCUAUAAAAAGAUUAGAACCCCAGCUAUAAAGACUCAUAAGUGGUCAUAUAUUCCAAAAAAGAAAUGCUUUAUUUAUAAUUGUUCAUAAUAUUAUUUUAAAAGCCAACCAGAUGGUAGAACAAAAAACAUCUGCAGGUUUUCAUGUGAAAUGUGUUAGCUGUACUGUCAGGAUCAAUUUUAUAUUUCACUCAUGGAGGUCCCUAUAAAAAUUAAUUGAAGAAACUAAGUUCCCGAAUUAUUAUUGGCAUUCUAAAUUAGCCUUGGCUGCCUGUUCAGAGGUACCCAAAAACUUAAUUGAACUCAAAGACAUCAUUUGUUUAAAAUAAAAUCUUUUCCAUUAAAAGAAACAUUAUCUAACAUAUUGGUUUCAAAAAGUAAAUUUGUCAUUCGCAUUAUCCUAACAAAAAUCUGUUCAUAAAAAAAAUGGAACAAAGAUAUUAAUUUUUUUUUUUAAAGGAAAAGCAAAUCUCAAUAUUCCAAUUAAAAAGUACAAUGACCAGAAGUACAACAGAAUGUUUCAUCUUUCAAAGUUAUUGUUUUUUGUUGUUGUUGUUUUUAGUUUUUCCUCAAAGAAAGUAUACCGAAGAACUCAGUCGUGGUACCAUUUAAGAUGAACAUUCCUUCAGUCAAAUUAAGCACUUUUAAAAAAAUAGGUUUGUAAUUGAAUGUGAUUAUUUCCGGUAUUAAUGAAAUGUUGUUUUUGUCAAAAUAAAUCACUAAACUGGUAGCAAGAGCAGACAAUAAGUUGAGGAAAUUUAUUUUUAAAAUUAUAAACAUUUUAGUCUUAUGGUAAAAUACCACAAACAGUGAUGCAACGUGUCGUCUUAUAUGUAGAACAUAUCAACUGAGCUGUAGAAAGACUUUAUUUAUGUGUGUUGUGUUCAUUUAUGUCUUAUGUUGUCUAUUGUUAUGUUAAAGUUCUGUUCAGAAGUAUGUUUCUAAUAAAUUGAUAAAAACGCCAUG
Lymnaea stagnalis (great pond snail) is the source of this 28797-nucleotide messenger RNA. NCBI's taxonomy places the organism in Eukaryota, Metazoa, Mollusca, Gastropoda, Lymnaeidae. The record is from the annotation of a GenBank genome assembly.